AUGUCCAAGUCACGCCGAGAUGUGGACAAGGUGCAGCUCGGCUACCACCGUGCCGAGAACACCGAGACGGUGAGUUCGCCGCACACGUAUGCCUACAACAGCAGUAAGAGCGUCCCGUCUACAGCCAAGCCGGAUAAGCCGACAGUGUCAAACAUACGCAUCGUGUCUGCAGUCGCGGGGCUGCCGCCGUCGGCCUUUGCCGCGAAGGCGUCUGGGAAGCGGGAGAAGAAGAAGGAGGAGGAGCCGGAGAGCGUCACCGCCGCCGAAGGCAGCCCGUCAUCGUCGUCGACGCUGUUGUAUGACGCGGCGAGUGGGGCGCGGACCACUGUGGACGGGUUCCCCUGGUCAACACGGCGGGUGGAGCGGAUGUCGUUUGAGUUGCAGCACGUGAGUCCUCCCAUUUCGAACCUGUUCCGUCGUGUGCUGAUGACGGAGGUGCCAACGCUGGCAUUCGACCGCGUUUUGAUCGAAGAAAACGACAGCCCGGUGCUGGAUGAACUAUUGUCACACCGCCUCGGCCUCAUCCCGGUGGCGGGUCCGGUGAUGAAGAUGCAGUACAUCACAGAGAGCAAUCAGGCAAGCUUUACCAACCUUGACCCGAGCCGCAUACUGCUGUUUGAGCUGGACGCCAUGGGCGCUAAGGAUGCGGCGGUGACACCGGUGUAUAGCCACCAGCUACAGUGGGUUCCGCUGCCGGGGCAAGAGAAAAAGGGCGGUGCCAAGGUCGGCGCUGGUGCAGAUGCCCGCGAAGCGGAGAGAGGGGGUGAUGCCGGUGCAGCAGAGUUCAACACGGAUGACGAUGACGACGCGGUGUUCCUCGUACACCCUGAUAUUCUGCUGACGAAGCUGGGCCCUGGUCAGCGUAUCAAGCUCAAGGCGAUCGCUGUGAAAGGCUUCGGCGCAGUGCAUGCCAAGUGGUGCCCAGUGUCGGCAUGCUAUUACGAGAUGAAGACCUCCGUCGAGCUGCGUGAGCGGCUGACUGGUUCAGCGGCCGAGGCGCUCGUGAAGUCAUGCCCCGCUGGUGUUUUCGGCUACGAGGACGGCCAGAAGGGGGCGGCAGCUACCGUCUUGGCGCCAGAGAAGUGCACGCUGUGCCGCGAGUGUCUCCGCAGCGACGACAAUGCGGGAGCUGCCGCCGCCAGCGAAGGCGACCGAGUACGGGUGCAGAAGGACAAGACACACGUCAUCUUUCACAUUGAAAGCGUGGGCCAGCUUCACCCGGCCCAGAUUCUGCGCUUCGGCCUCCGCCUCUUCGCUGAGCGCUGCCGAGCGCUCGCGGAGAUCGUGCAAUCGACCGAGGUGCACGUGGUGGAUGCUAGCGCCAAGUUACUGGAACCCUGA
This is a messenger RNA of Leishmania braziliensis MHOM/BR/75/M2904, 1341 nucleotides long. RefSeq names its product putative DNA-directed RNA polymerase, alpha subunit. Gene Ontology annotation, biological process: DNA-templated transcription. Bases 1 to 1341 code for a protein of 446 amino acids. Gene Ontology annotation, molecular function: protein dimerization activity. The record is from RefSeq and is a predicted model, not a curated record. Gene Ontology annotation, cellular component: RNA polymerase I complex; RNA polymerase III complex. The transcript has a single exon. Lineage: Eukaryota; Euglenozoa; Kinetoplastea; Trypanosomatida; Trypanosomatidae.